Messenger RNA from Fusarium keratoplasticum, 1818 nucleotides. RefSeq names its product FAD-binding-3 domain-containing protein. Lineage: Eukaryota; Fungi; Ascomycota; Sordariomycetes; Hypocreales; Nectriaceae. The coding region runs from base 1 to 1818 and encodes 605 amino acids. The transcript is spliced from 5 exons. Gene Ontology annotation, molecular function: FAD binding. The record is from RefSeq and is a predicted model, not a curated record.
AUGCAGACCACCCAGGACACUGGCGAUCAGGGGGGCGUGACCGACACUGAGUGUCUCAUUGUUGGAUGUGGUCCUUCAGGAGCAUCUCUGGCGUGCUUCCUAGCGUCCUAUGGCCUGGAAGGCAUCAUGAUAGGAGCGGCGCCUGGCACAGCCAACACGCCCCGCGCACACAUUACCAACAUGGCGGCCUUGGAAUGCUUGCGCGACAUCGGACUCGACCGAGACAUCCUCCAAGUCGCCUCUAAGGGGCAUUGCAUGGUACACACCCGAUGGUGCCACAGUAUGGCAGGGGACGAGUUCGCGAGGCUCUACUCCUGGGGCAACGAUCCCGCGCGAAAGGGCGACUAUGAGACGGCGAGUCCCUGCGACCCUGUCGAUGUUCCACAGACUCUCCUUGAGCCUGUUUUAAUCCGCCACGCCUCCCACAACGGUUUCCGAGUAACUUUCAACACGGUUCUCCUGUCCUUCAGCAAGGACACAGCGACUGGCUUGAUAACUGCUGUAGUUCGCGACAAGAUCUCCAAGUUGGUCUACCGGAUCCGAACCCGCUACCUUUUCGGGGCGGAUGGAGCCCAGAGCGAGGUUGUCAAGCAGCUUGAACUCCCCCUGUCCCGGAAGCCCAGCCAAGGCCUUGCCAUCAACGUGUUGGUCAAGGCGGACCUCUCCCACCUGGUCGACUCUCGCCGAGGCAACCUUCACUGGAUAAUGCAACCGGAUCUAGAACAUCCUGAGUUCGGCUGGCUGGGCAUCGUACGCAUGGUGAAGCCGUGGGAUGAGUGGAUGUUUAUCCUGUUCCCUAACCGUGACUGGGAUACCAAGGGUCAGCCGACGAGCGAGCAAUAUCUCGAACGCAUCCGCCAGUUUAUCGGAGACGACACACCCGCCGAGAUCUUGAACACGUCCAAAUGGUUCAUCAAUGAGAUUGUGGCCGAGGAAUAUUCGCGUGGCAACAUAUUCUGUUUGGGCGAUGCCGUGCACCGCCACCCUCCGAUGAACGGACUGGGGUCCAACACAUGCAUCCAGGAUGCCUUCAACCUGGCCUGGAAGAUCGCCUAUGUCCACAACGGCUGGGCUUCUCCCGCCCUCCUCCAGACAUACAGCCAGGAGAGGCAGCCUGUCGGACAAUCCAUCAUCGCGCGGGCAAACCAAGCUUUCCGUGACCACUCUGAUAUCUGGAAUGCUAUCGGCGCUCUGCCCUCUGACGAUGUCGAAGCCCGGCGUCGCAUUUUGGACGAACUCAAGUCGGCUACUCCCGAAGGCGAGGCACGGCGCAAGUUUUUCCAUGCAGCUAUCAAGAAUUCGUCUCACGAGUUCCACGGUCUGGGAAUCGAGAUGAACCAGCACUACUCGGGUGGUGCCAUCUACGAUGCUGAUGAACCCAAGCCCUACUCACCAACAGGUCGUGCCGCAGAGGAUCCCGUGCUGUACCACGAGCCUAGCACGUACCCUGGCCGCCGACUGCCACACGUAUGGCUCAACACGACGAUCCCCUCAAACGCCGUCAGCACGAUAGACCUAGCCGGGGGUGGCAGCUUUGUGCUGUUCACCGGCAUAGGCGGUGACGCUUGGAAGACGGCAGCCCAGCGCGUCGGCGACCACCUCGGAACCCCUCUCAAGGCCUACUCGAUCGGCUUUCGCCAAGAGUGGGAGGAUUUCUAUUUCAGCUGGCAGGAGGUCAGAGGGGUUGAGAAUUCAGGGGUCGUUCUGGUCCGUCCAGACCGAGUUGUCGCCUGGCGAGCUCAAAAGGUGCUGCCCAGCGAAGAGGAAUGUGUAGAAAAGCUUUGCACCGUGAUGCGGAGUAUUUUGGGGUUUACUUGA